AUGACAGUAAUGAUGGAGCAAAUAUUAAAUUUAGACCAAUUUGAUAUUAAUCUUUUAGACAAUGUUGUCAGAACCCUUUACACUUCUACCGUUAAACAAGAGAGAGAAAAAGCACAAACGGUACUUGGACAAUUCCAAGAGAAUCCAUCUGCAUGGAUGAAGGUUGAUGCCAUUUUAGAGCAGUCCAAGAUCCCAGAGACCAAGUUCUUUGGUUUGAUCAUUCUAGAGUCACUGAUCAAAUUCAAAUGGAGAGCAUUACCAAGAGAACAAUCUGAAGGUAUUAAAAACUUUGUAGUUUCCAUGAUCAUCAAACUAUCUUCUGAUCCACAAAGUUUCCAACGUGAAAAGGUCUUUCUCAACAAAUUAAAUUUAAUUUUUGUUCAUAUUUUAAAAAAGGAAUGGCCAAGUCAUUGGUCAUCAUUUAUUCCAGAGAUUGUAAAUAGUAGCAAAACAAAUGAAACCUUGUGUGAAAAUAACAUGGUUAUUCUUAGACUACUCAGCGAAGAGAUUUUCAAUUUUGGUGAAGAACAAAUGACUCAAGCCAAAAUACAACAAUUAAAGAAUAGUUUUGAAAAGGAAUUUUCUUUAAUUAAUGAAUUAUGUCAAUUUAUUUUGGAGAAGGCUCAUCGUCCUCAAUUGAUCAAGGAAACAUUAUUGACAUUACAAAAAUUCCUUAGUUGGAUUCCUCUUCAUUACAUUAUUGAAAAGGAUAAGGCCAAACCUUCAUUUUUAAUUCAAUUAUUAUUGCAAAAAUUUUUCCCAGAACCAAUGUUUAGAAAUCUAUCUUUGCGAUGUUUGACUGAAAUUGUUUCAAUUUCAUUACCCCAAGAUUAUCAAGGUAUCUUUGUUCAUAUUAUCGAUCAAGUAUUGGCAAAAAUAUCAUUGAAACCUGAUAUCUCAAAAAUAGCAGAAGAUUAUGAAAAUGGUGAUCAAAAUGAACAAGAUUUCAUUCAAGGUAUUACACUAUUUUUAACAUCGUUUUUCAAAAACAAUUUAAAGUCGAUGGAAGGUUCAUUAAAUAUUCCAUACCUAACUCUGGGUCAUGAGAUUCUAGUAUCCAUUUCACAUGUCGAGGAUAUUGAAAUAUUCAAGAUUUGUUUGGACUAUUGGAAUACAUUGGCUUCCAACUUGUACAGUGAACCAACUAGAUUUGGUGCUCCCCUUCAAACUACUCCUCCACGUAUCAUGUUGUAUAAAUCAAUUUUAUCAAAAGUCCGAAAUGUUCUUAUUAGUCGUAUGGCAAAACCAGAAGAAGUUAUUAUUGUAGAAGAUGAAAACGGAAAUGUAAUCAGAGAACAAACAAGGGACACUGAUUCAUUGACACUUUACGAGUUGAUGAGAGAGACAUUGGACCAUUGGAAGUUCCUCAAGACUGUCGUCAAGAAACUCUUUGAGUUUAUGCACGAGUCGCAUCCAGGUGUUCAAGAUAUGGCCUGUGACACAUUCCUCAAGAUCAGCAAGGCCACCCGUCGUAGAUUCGUUAUCCAACAAGCCGACGAGACCAAUCCAUUCAUCAAUGAAAUUCUCGAGCAGCUUCCAACCAUCAUCUCGGAUCUCGAACCUCAUCAAAUCCAAACCUUCUACGAAGCCGUUGGAUACAUGAUCAGUAGUUCAACCGAUGCUGAAAAUCGUGAACGUUUUGUAAUUCUAUUUAUGAGUCUCCCAAAUCAAACUUGGCAACAAAUAAUGGGUAGAGCAUCAGUUGGAGUUGAAAAUAUCGUAAAUUUAGAUGUUGUAAAGAGUUAUGUAAACUUGUUAAAGACAAAUCACAAGGCAGCCAUUAGUUUGGGGCCAUUUUAUUUGAUCCAAAUCAAACUUGUCUAUCUUGACAUGUUGAAUGUAUAUAGAGCCUACAGUGACUAUCUUACCAAGCAUCCACAGGAACGAUCGACACUCACCAAGAACCUAAAGACUGCCAAAAAGGAAACACUCAAGCUUCUGCAAACCUUUAUCGAAAAGUCCGAAGACAAGAGUUUGAUCUACAACAACUUUAUCGGUCCACUUUUAGACGCUGUUCUUGGAGACUAUCAAACCAAUCUUCCAGAGACUCGUGAGCCAGAAGUCUUGUCAUUGCUAUCGACCAUUGUCAACUCUCUCAAACAACUCAUUCAUCCAGAUAUCCCCAAAAUCCUUGAAUCAGUCUUUGAAUGCACCCUCAACAUGAUCACAACCAACUUUGAAGAUUUCCCUGAUCAUCGUAUUAACUUUUUCACUUUAAUUCGUUCAGUCAACCAAAAUGCUUUUCAUGUAUUCCAAUCAUUAUCAGCUCAACAAUUUAAACUAUUGGUUGAUUGUAUUGUUUGGGCAUUUAAACAUACUGAAAGAAAUAUUAGUGAAACUGGGUUGAAUAUCCUCAAAGAGUUGAUGGAGAAUAUCAACAAACAAAAAGAGAUAUCCAAUGUAUUUUAUCCAACCUACAUUGCAUCGCUCCUGACCGAUGUGUUGUACAUUCUCACAGAUUCAUUCCACAAGAGUGGUUUCCCAUUACAAUGUGAAGUCAUCAAGGUGAUGUUUACAGUGGUCGAUAGUGGAUUAGUGUCAACUCUUAUCUAUGACCCAGCCACCAAUCCAAACAUUGCCAACAACACUGAAUAUCUCAAGGUUGUCAUCACCAAGUAUCUCUCUGCCACACCAAACGUAUCACCACAUCAAAUCGAAUUGAUGACACAUCGUCUCUUUGGUUUGACAAAUGCUAGUGUUGCCGACUUUAGAUCGGCCGUAAGAGACUUCCUCAUUACUCUAAAGGAAUUCCAAGCCGAUAAUAAUGAGCUUUACAUUGAAGAAAGAAAUGCCGAAAGAGAGGCUGCUCUCAAUCGUGCCAAGGCUAUCCCAGGCAUGGUUAGACCAAAUGAAAAUGAAGAAAUGGUUGAUUAA
Molecule: messenger RNA, 2874 nt
Organism: Cavenderia fasciculata
Lineage: Eukaryota; Evosea; Eumycetozoa; Acytosteliales; Cavenderiaceae
Exons: 10
Coding region: 1-2874 (957 amino acids)
Biological process (GO): ribosomal small subunit export from nucleus; ribosomal large subunit export from nucleus; protein export from nucleus
Cellular component (GO): cytoplasm; nucleus
Molecular function (GO): nuclear export signal receptor activity; small GTPase binding
Source: RefSeq, a predicted model, not a curated record